UUUGCAGAUGCGCGCGCACACACAUCAUGGCGAGUGCGACUUCAUAACACAAAAGCAUUGCUGUGUUGAUUCUCAUUUCAGCAGCAUCUACAAGUCAAGUUGUACCCUAUCAAGGUAUCAUCUCACACCCCAUCAAGGAUCAAUCAGCAGGAUCUGCAGCAAUCCGAACUACACAAGCAGUGUGGCAAUCAUGACAGAAGCUCAGGAUUACCUGAUGGAUGAAAGUCCGCUCCUCACCGCUGCUCAUCUGGGAAAACUGCGUUUGGUUCGACUUCUGGUGGAAGGAGGCGCGCAGGUGAACGCACGAAGCCAGAGAGGAGAAACGCCGCUGUUGGCCGCUUGUCGAGGUCUUCGGGGUGACCAGUCUGGAACAACGAUGUUGAGACUAAUUAAGUUUCUCCUUAGUAACCAGGCAGACCCAAACGUACAGGACAAGGCGGGCCGCACCGCACUCAUGUACGCCUGUAUGGAGCGGGCCGGAGCAGAGGUGGCAACCGCUCUGGUAGCGGCAGGAGCCGAUCCAAGCAUGGAAGAUAACAGCGGAGCUUCGGCUCUCGUAUAUGCGAUAAACGCCCACGACCAGGACACGCUACAAGUGCUGCUGGACGCCUGUCGAGCCAAGGGACGUGACAUCAUUAUCAUAGCUACAGAUCUGAGCUGUGAUGGCAGCAGUGUAACGCGCCGCUAUUUGAACGUUCUGCCCUCACCUGACAGCUCACCUGUGUCCUGUAUGUCCCCCUCAGAUAUCGAGCUGAAGACUAACUCUCCAAACUCAGAAGGAGAAAACAUCUUUAAUUUUCGAGGAGGUGGCAAGGCGUCUCCUGUACUGCAGAGGAGCGAUACUCUGAGCCGCCAAAGGCUACGCUCCGAGCCCUGUCUGGCCAUUCAGAGCCUGGCCCAUCUCAGCCACACCUAUGAGAAAAACUCAGAGGAACAGUUUCAAGAGCAAGAUAAAAAGAACAACGAUCAACAUUUCACUUCUGAGGAGGAGCAGACCAUCUCCUCACUUACUGGAGCUUUUCCAAGAGCGUGCCAAUUAAAGAAAACGCAUUUAAACCCGACAGAGAACCCUUUAGGCAAAGAGCAGCUACGAAGUCGAAGAAAUACUCUACCUGACCUCCAAAGCCAAACAUUACUUCAACUGCCAUCUUUGAAACUGACUCUGUCUAGCUCGGACACUCGUUUACAUAAUCCACCCGCCGCAUCAGCACCGACUUUGCGCUUCCCCUCCAUCCACAGAAGCGGGUCGCUGCUCCUCAAGCCUCCCGGUGGACUUCUUGACUGCAAUACAGUAAACAAAAAGAAAUCACGGGCUCACUUUAGUGCAAGGCCUCAGUCCUGCAAUGCUUUCCUGCCCCCCGUUCACGCUACCGUGCAGAUACCCGUUUGCAGAGACUCGAACCCUGACCUCUGACCCUCAGCCUCACAUCCAUUCAAACAGGAAACUCAAAGAGGCAACGGUGAGAUACUCCAUCACUGGAUUCAGCAGGAGCAGAUAAGACAGACACCGGGUUCAGAGGAGGCUCUCUUAAAUCAGUCUCUGGCAAUUAAUGAACAAUUUUCUGGAAGCUACUAAUAUAUUUACUUUUAAGUUUGGUCCCACUUAUUUUUUG
Molecule: messenger RNA, 1613 nt
Organism: Misgurnus anguillicaudatus (oriental weatherfish)
Lineage: Eukaryota; Metazoa; Chordata; Actinopteri; Cypriniformes; Cobitidae
Product: ankyrin repeat domain-containing protein 34B
Molecular function (GO): protein binding
Source: RefSeq, a predicted model, not a curated record